Messenger RNA from Phaethon lepturus (White-tailed tropicbird), 412 nucleotides. RefSeq names its product secretory carrier-associated membrane protein 1. Gene Ontology annotation, biological process: protein transport. NCBI's taxonomy places the organism in Eukaryota, Metazoa, Chordata, Aves, Phaethontiformes, Phaethontidae. The record is from RefSeq and is a predicted model, not a curated record. Gene Ontology annotation, cellular component: trans-Golgi network membrane; recycling endosome membrane. The transcript is spliced from 3 exons. The annotation marks the transcript as partial.
GAGUGACAGUUCAUUCAGGUUCUUUGUGUUCUUCUUUGUAUAUAUCUGUCAGUUUGCUGUACAUGUACUUCAAGCUGCAGGAUUUCAAAGAUGGGGAAACUGUGGGUGGAUUUCAUCUCUUACUGGUCUUAAUAAGAGUAUCCCUGUUGGCAUUAUGAUGAUAAUCAUAUCUGCACUUUUCACAGCAUCUGCUAUUAUUUCAUUAGUUAUGUUUAAAAAGGUGCAUGGCCUCUACCGCACAACUGGUGCUAGUUUUGAGAAAGCGCAGCAGGAGUUUGCAACGGGAGUGAUGUCCAACAAAACUGUACAAACUGCUGCAGCCAAUGCCGCUUCAACAGCAGCAACCAGUGCAACUCAGAAUGCAUUCAAGGGUAACCGAAUGUAGAGAAAUAUAAAAAGUCAUGACGAUUCU